AUGCUCACUGUUGAGACCAGAGGACACAAGAUGUCAGAACAGAGCCACCUCAUGAUUCUUGCAACAGCCCUCAAAAGCAUCAACCUGGCUUUUGAGGCUCAAUUCAAUGCACUCACCAAUGACAUGGCCACAGAGGCCGUUCUCAAGGCACUUGACUGUGUUGAGGCCUCCCAUCACACCAGCCCCAGCUCUGACACCAUCCUCUACACCAGCCAAGGCCAGCACCACGGGCGUCCAGCAUUCCAACACCAUCAAUUGUCUGUUCUUGCCACCAUGACUGCUGCUGCCACUGCGGCCCGCCUGAGCGAUUUCGCCAUUGUCAGUGAGUCUGCUGCUGGUGCUGCUCUCUCCUCUGAGCCAACACCCAAUAAACCAUUCCAGAACUACUUGGUCUUCUCCCUGGUCACGCCUGUCCAUCUACCUACCAUCACUGACACUGGUGCCAUGCAACACACCACCAACUGA
Molecule: messenger RNA, 465 nt
Organism: Acanthamoeba castellanii str. Neff
Lineage: Eukaryota; Discosea; Longamoebia; Acanthamoebidae
Exons: 2
Coding region: 1-465 (154 amino acids)
Source: RefSeq, a predicted model, not a curated record